Rosa rugosa (rugosa rose) is the source of this 956-nucleotide messenger RNA. RefSeq lists its product as uncharacterized. The transcript has 2 exons. The coding region runs from base 112 to 804 and encodes 230 amino acids. NCBI's taxonomy places the organism in Eukaryota, Viridiplantae, Streptophyta, Magnoliopsida, Rosales, Rosaceae. Gene Ontology annotation, molecular function: S-adenosylmethionine-dependent methyltransferase activity. The record is from RefSeq and is a predicted model, not a curated record.
AAUCGACGUAAAACACCGCCACGUGUCUCUCUGUAGCAACAUCCAUAGCCAGUUUCAUCAAAAAUCUCCAUUUUCGAUUCAGCUUCUCUUCUGCUGUGGUGUUCUUCCUCUAUGGAUCAUCACAUAGAGGUGUUCCUGAAGAGGCUCUCCUACAUCGCCCUGGCCAUCGGAACCCUCACCUUCCUCCUCCUCAUCCUCGAAGUCCCCGACACCUGCGUCGCACCCGAUUCCCCCCCGAAGCCUCACCUCCGGUUCCCCAAGCACUCCUGCGACCACAAGCCCCGCCAGCACCUCUCCCUCCGCAAGAAGAACAAGCGCCUCUGGUCCUCCGCCACCUGGCAGAACCAGGUCCGUUCAUUCUCCCACCUCUUCCACUCCUUCUACCAAAUCGGCCUCCUCCACAACCACUCCAAGGUCCUCUGCGUCUCCGCCGGCGCCGGCCACGAGGUCAUGGCCCUCUCCCAACUCGGCGUCGAUGACGUCACCGGCAUUGAGCUCCUGGACUCGCCGCCGCUCGUCAGCCGCGCCGAUCCCCACAACCUGCCGUUCUUCGAUGACGUGUUUGAUUUCGGGUUUAGUGCUAGAUUGGAGCUGGCGUUGUUUCCGUCGAGGUUCGCGGCGGAGAUGGAGAGGACGGUGAGGCCCGGCGGGGUUUGCGCGGUGGCGGUGGAGGAAUGUGGGGAUGGGGAGGUCAAGGAGAUUGCGGGGUUGUUUAGGAAUUCGAGGUUUCUUGGCGCCAUGAAUGUAACGUUGACUGGGUUGAGAAUGACCAGGAUUAUAAUGAGAGUUAAGCAUUCACCUUGACAUUUUUGUUUUAAUGGAGAGAAGAGCACGCUAGACCUAUCAGUUCAUUCAAUACAAGUACGAGGGGAAGAGAAAGAAAGAGAAAAGCAAAGGGUGAUUAUGACUUGGUAGACCGAAUCAGUGCGUUGCCUGAUGAACUUCUCUCCAUUAUA